CAGCCUUGCACGAAGAUGAGAGAAGCCAAAUUACCCUCCUUUUCCAACUAUGCCCUGCAAUGGUGUCUCAUGCAGCUGAGCAAGAAGGAGUUUCAGACGUUUAAGGCACUGCUCAUGGAAAAAGCUUCCGAAGUGGCAGUGUGCUCCUUUCCAUGGGUUGAGGUGGACAACGCCGACGUGGAACAUCUAGCCUCCCUCUUGCAUGAGCUUUAUGAAGAAUCUCUGGUCUGGAAAAUAUCCAAUCACAUCUUUGAAACGAUGGGCCUGUCCACAUUCUCUGAGAAGGCAAGGCAAGAGAUGAAAAAUAAGACAAGGGACUACAAGGGCUACGUGAUGACAAAAUUUGCUGCAAAGUCGGAUGAGUUCCAUGGUUUCGAACACCUUGCCUCUGACUGUCCACAAAUGCAGAUGUUGCUGGGAGCUUUCAAUCCAGACCAGACGGGCUUCCAGCCCCGCACUGUGGUUUUGCACGGAAAAUCAGGAAUCGGGAAAUCCGCUUUGGCCCGAAGGGUCCUGCAGUGCUGGGCGCAGGGUGAACUCUACCAGGCCAGGUUCUCCUACGUCUUCUUCCUCUGUGUCAGAGACAUGCAGUGCAUGAGGGAGGGCAGCUUCGCAGAGUUAAUUUCCAGAGAGUGGCCAGACUCCCCAGUUCCAAUGAUGGAGAUCAUGUCCCAACCAGAAAGGCUCUUGUUUAUCGUUGACGGUUUUGAUGACCUGGACUUCGCCUUCCAAGAUGACGACACGAGUCUCUGUGAAGACUGGGCAGACAAGCGACCCCCGUCUGUUCUGAUGCGUAGUCUGCUGAAGAAGGCGCUGCUCCCAGAGUCCUCACUGAUGAUCACCGUCAGAGACACGGGCAUAGAGAAGCUCAAAUCCAUGCUCACGUCGCCCCGUUACCUGCUCGUGGGGGGCAUCUCCGUGGAGAAGAGGGUCCAGCUGCUCCUUCGGCACACGAAGAACGAGCAUCAGAAGACGCAAGUCUUGCGAGCCGUGGCCGACAGCCGCUCGCUGCUGGACGCGUGCCAAGUCCCCGUCUUGGGGUCGCUCAUCUGUGAGGCUUUGAACCUGCAGGAGGUGUGGGGAGAACGCCUUCCCCCUCCCUGCCACACUCUCACAAGCUUGUACGCCACGUUUGUGUUCCGCCAGCUCGGCCCGCGAGACGCCUCCCGGCGCCGUCUCAGCCAGGACGAGACCGCCGUCUUGAGGAGCCUGUGCCUCCUGGCUGUGCAGGGCGUGUGGCGCGGGAAGUUCGUGUUCUACGCAGAUGACCUCUACGCCCACGGACUGCGGGAGUCUGAGCUCUCUGCUCUGCUUCACACAGACCUCCUCCUCCAGGACGGCCGCCGGGAGAGGUGCUGCUACUCCUUCCUGCACGUCAGCCUGCAGGAGUUCUGUGCUGCCCUGCACUACGUUCUAGAAGGACUGGAGACAGGGGAUCGUCCCUGCCCUGUGCUCAUGCAGGGGUUGGCGGCGCUCGGACCGGCCGGCUCCGGUGCCCACCUGCACCAGAUGAAGUGGUUCUUGUUUGGCCUCAUGAGCAAAGAGGUGACAGGGGCUCUGGAGGUCCUGCUUGGGUGCCGUGUCCCCCGGGCGCUGAAGCGGGGGCUUCUGAGCUGGAUCUCUCUGCUGGGGCGACAGCCGGGCACCUGCACCCCGCCGGACUUGCGGGAUGCCUUCCGCUGCCUUUUCGAGACUCAGGAUGAGGAGUUUGUCCGCUUGGCAUUGGACAGCUUCCAGGAAGUUUGGCUUCCGAUAGAGCACCGGACGGACGUGCUGGUGUCCGCCUUCUGUCUGCAGCGGUGCCAGUAUUUGCAGAGAAUCCGCAUCGAAGUCCCGCAGAGCCUCUCGAAGGACGAGUUCUCCGACGCGCAGCCCCUCAUUCCCCAAGGGAUGCCAGCCAAGACCCUCACUGCUGAGUGCUGGGAAAGUCUCUGCGUCGUGCUCAGCACCCACCCAAGCCUGCGGGAGCUCGACCUGAGCGGCAGCGUCCUGAGUGAGCGGGCCAUGAAGACCCUGUGCGUGAAGCUGAGGCAGCCAACAUGUAAAAUACAGAAUCUGAUAUUUAAAGAUGCGCAGGUUCCCCUGGGCCUUCGUCAUCUCUGGACGGUUCUCAUUACCAACCGUAACAUGAAAUACCUGAACUUGGAGAGCACUUGCCUGAAGGAGGCCGACCUGACGAUGGCUUGCCAAGCGCUGAGACACCCGAGCUGCUUGCUGGAGUCGCUGAGGUUGGGUCACUGUGGACUAACCCCCGCCUGUUGCCUGCUGAUCUCCCAGAUCCUUGUUACAUCCAUCAGCCUAAAAUCUCUCAGCCUGGUAGGAGAUAAGUUGGCAACCCAGGGCGUAAAGGCUCUCUGUGAGUCCUUGACAGCCUCGCAGUGCGCUCUGCAGAAGCUGAUACUGGGGAACUGUGGCCUCACAGCCGCUGACUGCCGGGACCUGGCCUCAGCCCUCAUCAGCAACCAGAGUCUGACGCACCUGUGCCUGUCGAGCAACAGCCUGGGGCGCGAAGGCGUGAAUCUGCUGUGUCGAGCCAUAAAGCUGCCCAGCUGCGGGCUACGGAGGCUGACGCUAAAUGAGUGCAACCUGGAUGUCGCCAGCUGUGGCUUUCUUGCGUUCGCGCUUAUGGGCAACAAACGUCUGACACAUCUGAGCCUCAGCAUGAACCCUGUGGAAGAUGAUGGGAUGAACCUUCUCUGUGAGGUCCUGAUGGAACCAUCUUGUCACCUCCAGGACCUGGAGCUGGUUAAGUGUCAUCUCACGGCCGUCUGCUGCAAGAAGCUGUCCUGCGCGAUCACGAGGAGCAAACGCCUGAAGAGCCUGGAUCUGGCCGUGAACGCCCUGGGAGAUGACGGCGUCCUGGCGCUGUGCGAGGGGCUGAGGCACCGGAGGGCUUCUGUGCGGAGGCUGGGGUUGGAGGCGUGUGGACUGACUGCCAGGUGCUGCGAGGUCCUCGCCUCGGCCGUCCUCCGCAGCCAGCACCUGACCAGCUUGAAUCUGAUGCGGAACGAUCUCAGCCCUGAAGGAAUGACAACGCUGUGUCUGGCCCUCGCGCAGCCCACGUGCCACCUACAGAUAAUCGGGUUGUGGAAAUGGCAAUAUCCCACUCAAAUAAGGAAGCUGCUAGAGGAGGUGCAACGACGAAAGCCACAGAUGAUAAUUGGUGACAGCUGGUAUUCUACUGAUGAAGAUGACCGGUACUGGUGGAAAAACUGA
Messenger RNA from Enhydra lutris kenyoni (northern sea otter), 3216 nucleotides. RefSeq names its product NLR family pyrin domain containing 5. Gene Ontology annotation, cellular component: mitochondrion; cytosol; cell cortex. The record is from RefSeq and is a predicted model, not a curated record. The coding region runs from base 16 to 3216 and encodes 1066 amino acids. Lineage: Eukaryota; Metazoa; Chordata; Mammalia; Carnivora; Mustelidae. Gene Ontology annotation, biological process: regulation of inflammatory response. Gene Ontology annotation, molecular function: protein binding. The transcript is spliced from 10 exons.